AUGCAGUGCCACGUGGACACGGCGCAGGCAGGGGAAAGGCCGGCGGCAGAGCAGGAGGAAGCCCCUCUGCUUGCUCAGCAGCCCUCCUCCCGCACCGGGCUCUGCUCCACUCGCUGCGGCCUGGCCCUGGUCCUGCACGUCUCUCUCUUCAUGGCAUACACACUCCGGGUCAGCCUCAGCAUCGCCAUCGUCGCCAUGACUAACAGCAGCCAUCCCUACGGUUGGUCUGGCAACGCUCCCAACGGCUCCCACCCAGGGUUUGCUCAGGACGCCCCUGUGUACAACUGGAGCGCUGAGACUCAAGGAAUCGUCCUCAGCUCCUUCUUCUACGGCUACAGCCUGACACAGGCGCUGGGCGGGUACUGCUCAGGGCUGUUCGGGGGGAAACCUGUCCUGGGCAGCGGGCUCCUGCUCUCCUCCCUGAUCACCCUCCUCGUGCCGCGAGCAGCAGAAUUCGGCAUCAGCUUCCUCAUCGGGCUGCAGGUGCUGCUGGGCUUGGCCGAGGGAGUGAUAUUUCCAGCUCAGUACACGCUCUGGGCAAAAUGGGCCCCUCCACUGGAACGCAGCAGGCUCAUGAACGUUGCUGACGCUGGAUGCACUUUUGGGACUUUCUUUGCACUCCUCGUGGCUGGGAUCAUCUGCCAGAGUCUGGGGUGGCCUUUUGUCUUCUACAUCUUUGGUGGCAUUGGUUGUGCCUGGUGCCUCUGCUGGUUCCUGCUCGUGUAUGAGGACCCUGUACGUCACCCGUGGAUUAGUGCCAGGGAGCAGGAGUACAUCGUGUCGUCGCUGGCUCACCAGGGUAGCUGUCAUGGCCGCUACCUCCCACUUGUGGCCAUGGCUAAAUCACUGCCCCUUUGGGCGAUCACCAUCGCCUGCUUCUGCACAGACUGGCUGUUCUACAUGCUGCUGACCUCCAUGCCCACCUUCUUGAGCAGCGUCCUCCGCUUUGACCUCAGAGAGAAUGGGGUCCUCUCCUCCCUGCCUUAUGUUGGGAAUGGGCUGGGGCACAUCCUGGCUGGGCUGCUGGCUGAUUUCCUCCUGGCUAGGCAAGUGCUUGGCACAGCAGCCGUCAGGAAGCUCUUCUCAGCACUUGGGAUGCUGCUCCCAGCCAUCUUCCUGGUGGCUGUGCCUUACAUUGGCUCCAGUUCCGCAGUUGUGGUCCUUCUAACACUGGCUUUGACGAUAAUCAGCAUGACAGGGGCAGGCAUCAAUAUUAACCACAUCGAUAUAGCACCCAGAUAUGCAGGGUUCCUGCUGGGAAUCACAAAUACCUUUGGCAUAGUUGCAGGAAUUAUUGCUCCUACUGCAGUUGGACUUCUCAUCAGCCAGGAUCUCCAGACUGGCUGGAGGAAUGUCUUCUUUGUAUCUGCAGCCCUCAACCUCUUUGGCCUGAUCUUCUACAUCGCCUUUGGCAGCGGGACCGUCCAAGACUGGGCUAGGGAGGACGCUGCUGUGCAGUGA
Eurypyga helias (sunbittern) is the source of this 1461-nucleotide messenger RNA. RefSeq names its product solute carrier family 17, member 2 (gene SLC17A2). The record is from RefSeq and is a predicted model, not a curated record. The transcript has 11 exons. Gene Ontology annotation, molecular function: transmembrane transporter activity. Gene Ontology annotation, biological process: transmembrane transport; monoatomic anion transport. Lineage: Eukaryota; Metazoa; Chordata; Aves; Eurypygiformes; Eurypygidae. Bases 1 to 1461 code for a protein of 486 amino acids.